This is a messenger RNA of Setaria italica (foxtail millet), 1599 nucleotides long. RefSeq names its product protein trichome birefringence-like 34. Gene Ontology annotation, molecular function: O-acetyltransferase activity. The record is from RefSeq and is a predicted model, not a curated record. Gene Ontology annotation, cellular component: Golgi apparatus. Lineage: Eukaryota; Viridiplantae; Streptophyta; Magnoliopsida; Poales; Poaceae. Bases 64 to 1395 code for a protein of 443 amino acids. The transcript is spliced from 5 exons.
GUAGAGACUCCAGAGGUGACCAUAAAAGAGGAGAGCUAAGCACUAUGGUUUUCUGAAGAAAAAAUGAAGACAGAGAGCACUCACAAGACGAUAGCAGCAGGUGGCAAGAUGACAGUCCCCCAAUCUCCUGUUGGAGUGAGGAGCAUCGUGACCUCCUUAGUGGCUUUCUUCAUCUUAGCCAGCUCCAUCGUUUUCCUCUUAGACAGAGGCCAGGAAGAGCAAGUGCAAAUGGCAGUCGAGCAUGGACGCCAAGAAGUGCAGGUGAAGGUGGAAGCUGGGCUCCAAGAACCAGCGAUGAGAGGGACAACUGAGGCGGAGGACACCAGCAAUGAGGAGUGCAACUGGUCGAGGGGGCAGUGGGUGUACGACAAUGUAUCCCGGCCAUUGUACUCCGGGCUCAAGUGCGCCUUCAUCUUCCCUGAGGUGGCUUGUGACAAAUAUGGCAGGAAGGAUGUCAUGUACCAGCACUGGAGAUGGAAGCCUCAUGGAUGCGAUCUUCCAAGAUUCAACGCAACUAGGCUGCUUGAAAAGCUGAGGAACAAGAGAUUAGUGUUUGUGGGCGACUCAGUCAACAGGAACCAAUGGGUUUCUCUGGUGUGCAUGGUGGAGGCCUCAAUACCUGAUGACAGGCUCAAGACGCGUAUCUUCAAUGGCUCUCUGAUAUCCUUCAAGGCAUUGGAAUACAAUGCAACAAUAGAUUUCUACUGGUCACCGUUGCUUGUGGAGUCCAACAGCGACAACCCAAUUAUCCACCGGGUGGAGUACCGGAUCAUAAGGGCAGACAGAAUUGAGAAGCAUGCCAGUGUCUGGAGGGAUGCUGACAUCAUUGUCUUCAAUUCUUACCUGUGGUGGAGGAAGCAGAAGGAUGACAUGAGGAUGAAGGUUAUGUAUGGUUCAUUUGAAGAUGGCGAUGCAAGGUUAGAUGAAAUGGAAAUGGUCGAUGGUUUCGAGAUAGCUCUGAAGAAACUAACUGAAUGGCUCGGAGAGAAUAUUGACAAGAACAAGACUAGAAUCUUUUUCGCAGGAUCAUCACCAACACAUUCCUGGGCUAGCAGCUGGGGUGGAGAAGACAGCAACAAGUGCCUCAACGAAACAGAGCCGAUCUACAAAGUCGGGUACAAAACGGCAACUACAGAUUACAGCUUGAUGGCCAAGGCUAAGUCAUAUUUUAGAACAUUGGAGCCGAAAGGUAUACAUGUUCAGAUACUGAACAUCACAGAGCUGUCUGACUACCGCAAGGACGGGCAUCCUACAGUGUUCAGGAGACAAUUUGUUCCUCUAACGAAAGAGCAGAUUGCGAACCCAGCCAGCUACGCGGAUUGCACGCAUUGGUGCCUCCCGGGCGUUCCUGAUGUCUGGAACGAGUUUUUAUACGGCUACCUCAUGUACAAAUGAUACUUGACAUCCCAAUAUAAAAUGUACAAAUGGCAUACUGCAUCUAGAUUAGGCUACUUUGCUUUGUUUUAUGCAGAGAAUGACUGGCCCCAUCACAUUUACAUGUAGAGACAGACAAGAGGAUCCGUCUGUGCACCACCUCACUAAAGGAGACAUUCAAAGUGAACAUUGUAUAUCAUCAGUGUACUACAGUAUUUGUUUUCA